Molecule: messenger RNA, 516 nt
Organism: Durusdinium trenchii
Lineage: Eukaryota; Dinophyceae; Suessiales; Symbiodiniaceae
Source: the annotation of a GenBank genome assembly
AUGGCACCACUGUGGGAUGCGCGCUUGGGUGGUGAACUCAAUGAGAGCCUGUCUGAAGGAUCCCGCUUUCGGACCUUGGUGCAUGGAGAUGCGAAGCCUGAGAAUAUACUUUGCAAUGCCAGCUCUGGGCAUGUGGAGUGUGCAGCUCUGGACUUUGGCUGGGUUGGGGAAGGCUAUGGCGCCUGCGACGUGGCCUACCUUUUGUGGGACCAGAUCGCCAGCAAUGUAGUGCAGGAUCUUCUAAGCUAUUACUACUCGAAGCUCUUAGAGAAGCUGCCGGAAGCCAGCUACACUCGUGAGAAGCUACAAGAGCACUUUGACCUCUGUGUGAUGGACUUCAUACGAUGGGAACUUGGCUUUCAAGGAAGUCGCCAUUUCUGGGCCAUGCCUUGGGCCAUCGAAACGCUGCGGCGGACCCUGCGUGGGUCGAAAUGGCGCGAGGGGGCAACGGGUGGGACGAGAGGUCCGAGGCGGGGAAGCCUGGGGAAGCCUGCGAUUCCGCAUUUGCAACUGUAG